Molecule: messenger RNA, 6778 nt
Organism: Rotaria sp. Silwood1
Lineage: Eukaryota; Metazoa; Rotifera; Eurotatoria; Philodinida; Philodinidae
Source: the annotation of a GenBank genome assembly
AGUAGUGUCACAUAUCCAAGAUUUUGGAGAUGCCACCACAUCUCCCGUGGGAGAUGCCGCGUCUCCAGCGGGAGACACGACACCCACACUCGAGAGAUAUGGUCAUUCACCACUGGAGAUGUAAGAUCUCCAUUAGAUAUGCGCAUCCUCUACACCCACACCCGCAUCUCUCACGCGAAAUGCGGCAUCUCCCGCGGAAGACGUGGUGGCAUCUUCAAAAUCUUGGAUAUGUGACACUGCUGAACAAUUGAUAUGAUUUACAAUGUUUCAGCUAAACGUUGUCAUUGAUAUCUAUGAAUGAACAUUAUUGCAACUAUAAACUCGAUCAUUUGAUCCUACUGCUAUUUUCACGUCAUUUAACAGAGUAACCAAAAUAAUCGUAACUGAAGGAGAGAGGUGAAGAAAAAUACGAAUUGUCUUAGACUAUUUUAUCUCGGUGAGAUAUAGUUUUGUCAAAAAAUUAUCAGUUCAUAAUCUUCAAGUGUUGAACAAAUACAUUUCACGCAAGUACAUGAAAACUUAGACAAAACUAGAAAUGGCUUACAACGAAAAUACUCAUACUCUGCUGUGUGAAGCCCAGAGAAAAUCUCACAUUUCCUAACGAAGGAAAAACUUUCUACAUUUGGAUACUUUUCACAUCCUUUUUUUUCCAAAGUUCAUUCAAAAGCAAUAGACAAGGUUCCGACGCGACGCAUUUCGAUGACUUUUUUUGUAAAGGUCGACAUGUGGUCAACAAACUUUCGAUGUGCUCUUCCUUUGUUAACGAUCCAUGACAUUUUUGCUCGCCCAAACCACAUCCCUAAACAUAGUAAUUGUGGUGCCCUGGCCUAGACUCGAGAGAUCUGAAGUUGCUCUGUUGACUGUUUUAAAAAAUAUGGCUAGAAAACAUGUCUAAGAUCUUAGAUCUCCAAGUAUUCAUGCAAAAGAAUUGAAAAGAGAAAAAAUAAUGCGUAUUAGUUUUGGUAAUAAUCAACAAAUACUAAAUAAGUGUUAGCUGGUCAAAUAAACAUUCGAAAAAGUAGCUUUUAUAAUCGUUUUAAUAUACUGCAGUACUCGUGCCAGUGUUUUGAUCAGCUAUAAGUUUAUCCCCAAAAAAACUUGUUCAAUCUCCUCAACAUUUAAAACACAUAUCAUAGUUGAAAAAUUAUUGAGAUUGAACAACAAAGUUGAAAGCUAAUACGUAUAUCGACUGAAUGAAUUAGGCAAAACUAAUGCAUCCACAGUUUUCUUUAGAACCUUCCCCCCCCCCCCCCACCCCAAAGGUUAGUGGUAUGCUUAUAUGCUCAUAUCCAAUAUGUGUUGCCUCUUUACUGCUGCGUUCUUGUAGAUUAAAAUGGUUUCUAUGGAUGAUAACACUAAAUCGGUCGAUUGCUCACCUCCAAAAGAGGAUGAUUUCGUCGAUGGAAACAAGAAGAUAAAUCCAAUUUCAGAUAUACAAAAUGUCACAAACAUUCAGAACAACACCAUCAAUCGAAUGAAAAAUUCGACGAUUCAACAAAAUAUGCAUGAAGUUUAUCUUUUGAUGUAAAAUAUGGUCCUUGUUGCUCUUUCCUAGGAAAUUUUGUUGCUGUUCAAUAUUUGAAAAAAGCAGCAGACCUGUCUUCCUAUUACCUAUGCUCGCAACUAUGGCUACGAUCAUUGGUAUACUAGUAGUUUGUUUUACAUCACCAAAACGAUUGGGUAUGUCCUUGUUUUUUUUUACUCUUCGUGUUUCAUAAGAUAACAAUCCACAGUUCAUUCGAUUAUGUUUUACCAGUAUGGUGAGUUUUGUUUAACAAGACUCAGAUUGUGAUAAUAUUUCAUAUCGACAUGUUCGAAGCAAAUUUGACCAAGAUGAUCAUAACCAUUAGAUCUGAUACUUUGUCCAAAAGUUGAACCCUUCUACUUUACUUUUAUUGGUCGAAAUUAUUGAUUAGAAAAUAAUUCCAGAAAGAGUCAUCCCAUUGCCGCUUUGCUCGAGAGAAACAAAGAUAAUAAGUUUCUCUAAGACAGAGAUUAUUGCGUUUUCUAUCAUUUUUUUUCAUAUCUCAAUAAAAGAAUAAUUUCACGACCUGAAUUUUUACAAACUGAUCUUAUGCAUUAUUACUUGUUGCAGAAAGAUCACCUUUAGCUUACUCAAUGUUCUUGAAUCACUUCUUCUAUUGUUUUUGGUGAUACCCUUACACAUCUCUGAAUGAAAACAGCAGCUUAUCUUGGGUUUGUUUUUGUAUAUAUCUUUAUGUAUGGCUCAUGUGUGUUCCCUCUCAUAGUAUCCAAUGUGUUGUCAUUUCUUUAUUACAUUCUAGUGAAUUCUUUUCGUUACCAUUCUUUAAAACAAUAAAACUUUGUACAUACGUCAUAAAAUAAUAGUUUUAUUUGACUAAUAGCUGGUUAGUGGUCGACCAUCUUCAGAAAAUGAACAGAUACUAAGUGCAUAUCUCGAUAAUAAAAAUGAGUACUCCUCACGAUAUCUUGAAAUUAUUAUUAAACCUGACAUUAGGUAAAUUAUCCUGUAAUUCACUACUUCAAUCAGUUCUAGGAUAGAGCAAAUUAUAUUUAAUCUCUAUAAAUGUUUGGAUUAUAUUUUCGAAUCAACAUCUCAUACAUUUGAAAAAGAAACCACAUUGAAUUAUGAUAAUGAAUAAGAUAGACAAGAGUUAGGAGAUCUCUUACUAUCAGCAUCGACGCAUCACUAUCUUAGUGAGUGUUAGUGUGUAAAAAGUAGAUGGUUUCUCUUCUGUGAACUCAUACAUCUGCGUCUGCAACUCAGUUCCUCAACCUAUCACAAAAAUCUUUAAAAAUCGAUCUAGGUUCGUUUUAUAAUGUUAAAGGCGUUGAUUUCCCAUUUCAAACAAAUGUAUAUAGAGUCGAGGAAUCCAAAGAGAGGCGUAUAAAGAAGACAAAUCGGUUGACUUCAGAACUCUCAAAAGAAGUACAUAUUUUGAUACAGAACAGAACGAUAAAUCAUUUGAUACCAGAUUCAAACUAUUCAGUAAAUGACUCAAUGGCUUCUGAUGCCGAUUGCUGUACUAUAUUUUUACUGCAUUCAGAUGGCUGCAUAUUAACAAUAAGUUUGUGAAAACAUCUCUUCGCCUGCCUAUAAAUAGCCUCAUUUGAAAGAGCAGCAAAUUCUGCACAAAUUCUUAGAUGAAUCAUCCAGAAAUAGGAUGUGGAUGUGGGUGUGAGUGUGGGUGUGGGUGUGGGUGUGGGUAUGGGUGUGGGUGUGGGUGUGAGUGUGGGCUGUGAGUGUGGGUGGGUGUGGUACAAGUAGUCCCUUAGAUGAUAACCACACCCACAUCUACAUCCCACACUCACCCACACCCACAUCCACACCCACACACCUCACACCCACACCCACACCCACCCAUACACCAAAAACGUUUGAUUUUAAAAUGAUUUCGUCUUUUACACUAUUGGAGAAAAAGAUGCCCUAGUGUCGUCUCUUUCCACUGGUGAAAACUGCAGCUCCCUAGCUCUUUUGUUUCUUGAGUUAUUGCAAAAAUGGCCACGACCAUUAUUAUUUUAAACAGACAAUAAUUUAUCAGUCUUCACUUUUGUCUUUUUGUGUUACUUAGUCCCAAAAUGUAAACUUAAUUUUAAUGCGACGGCUCGAAAUUCAAUUGACUAUAAGUAUGGUCCACAAUCUGUAGCCCUAGGCGACUUCAACAACGAUACUUGGCUAGAUAUAGCUGUUGCCAAUUAUGCUGCUGAUCGUAUUGCCAUAUAUUUUGGAUAUGGCAAUGGUACUGUGGCAAGUCCAGUCGAGUAUUUCACUGGUUCUGGCUCUGCUCCAUACAUGGUCGCCGUUGGUGAUUUUGACAACGAUCAUCGACUGGAUGUCGCCGUCGCAUAUUUCGUACUUUCAAUUGCAUCAUCUCGUCCUAUUUGGAUCCAUGUAGCAGAUCUUAACAAUGACGCAGCACUAGAUAUUGUCACUGCUAACUACGGCACACAUAGUGUAAAUGUAUUUUAUGGACAUGGAAAUGGAAACUUUUCAAUGCCCGACACAUACUCUACAGGCUAUGAUUCUUUUCCGUUUGCCGUUGUCAGUGGCGAUUUUAACAACGACAAACAGAUGGAUCUUGCUAUCGCUAAUUAUGGCACAAACAACGUCGGUAUACUCCUAGGAACUAAUAACGGCACUUUUGAAAAACAAAGCACUUUCUCAACUGGUCCCGCUUCUCACCCAUACUCUAUUGCUGUUGGUCAUUUAAAUGAAGACACCAUGUUAGAUAUUGCCCUCACGAAUUAUGGAAAUAAUAGCGUAGGCGUACUUCUGGGCAAAGGUAAUGGAACUUUUAUGAGACAAAUGACAUAUUCGCUCGGCACUGCUUCUCCAUAUUCUAUUGGCAUUGGUGACUUCAACAACGACAAUCGAAUGGAUUUAGUCGUAACCAAUAGUGGCACCGACAAUAUAGCUCUGCUUGUCGGAUAUGGCAACGGCACUUUUACAAGUCCGAAAACAUAUUCAACCGGAUCUUUUUCAUCAAUUGCCAUUGCCAUAGGUGAUUUAAACAGGGAUAGUCGUUUAGACAUUGUCAUCAUCAAUAAUGAUACAAGUACUGUAGGUAUCAUGAUUGGCUAUGACGAGUUUUUUCCAAUUCAAACGACAUAUUCAACUGGUACCACGCCAGCAUUUGUAGCUGUUGGUGAUUUUAAUAACGACGCUCGACUAGAUAUCGUUGUCGCUAACCGAGGCAACAAUUCUAUAAGUGUUUUUCUCGGAUAUGGAAAUGGCUCUUUUGCAAAUCAGACGAAAUAUUCAGCUGGCUCUUGGCCACUCGUUGUAGCUGUUGGUAAUUUUAAUAACGACACCAAACUGGAUAUCGUCGUCGCUAAUUAUCAUGACAGCACUGUAAGUGUUCUUCUUGGAUAUGGAAAUGGCUCUUUUGCAAAUCAAACGACAUAUUCAACCGGCUCUGGGCCUGACGCUAUAGCUGUUAGUGAUUUUAACAACGACACUCUAUCGGAUAUCGUCGUCGCUAAUGACUUUGGCAACAGUGUAAGUAUACUUAUUGGAUAUGGAAAUGGUUCUUUUGCAAAUCAGACCAUCUAUCCAACUGGCCUCAGGGCAUACUCUGUAGCUGUAGGUGAUUUUAACAAUGACACCCAAUUGGAUAUUGUCGUCGUUAAUUAUUAUGGCAACACUGUAAGUAUACUUUUGGGACAUGGAAAUGGCUCUUUUGCAAAUCAAAUGACAUAUUCUACUGGGAUCAGGCCAUAUUCUGUAGUUGUUAGCGAUUUUAACAACGACACUCGAUUGGAUAUCGUCGUCGCUAAUAAGCUUGAUAACACUGUAAGUGUCCUUCUUGGAUAUGGAAAUGGCUCUUUUGCAAAUCAGACAACAUAUUCAACUGGUUCUGGGCCAUACGCUGUAGCUGUUGGUGAUUUUAAUAACGACACCCUACUGGAUAUUGUCGUCACUAAUUGGGGUGACAACAAUGUAAGUGUACUUCUCGGCUAUGGUAACGGUUCUUUUGCAAAUCAAACGACAUAUUCAACUGGUGCUGGUGGACUAUCUGUAGCUGUUGGUGACUUUAACAACGACACCCGACUGGAUAUCGUCGUUACUAAUUUUCAUGACAACACUGUUAGUAUACUACUUCGGUAUGACAGAGGAGCUCUGAAAGACAAAAUUAUAUUUGCACCUGGCGAAGGUUCUCGUUUGCGAAGCUUUGCUAUUUUUGAUUUCAAUAACGACAGCCUAUUGGAUAUCGCCGUUGUCAAUUAUGGUACGAAUAACAUAGGUGUCCUUCUUGGACAUGGAAAUGGCACUUUUGGAAAUCAAAUGAUGCUCUCAACAGGCUUACGUUCUCAUCCUUAUUCAAUUGCUAUCCAGGAUUUCAAUAGAGAUGGUCAAGCAGAUAUAGCCGUGGCCAAUUAUGGUACUAAAAAUCUUGUUACAUUUCUGGGCAAUGGGAACGGAACAUUUGAAAAUCAAGCAAGCUAUAGUGUAGAUUUCGAUUUCGCUCCAUUGGUUGUUGGUGCUGGUAGUUUCAACAAAGAUGGAUGUUCAGAAAUUAUGGUCGCAUAUGAUGGCAUCGAUCAUGUGGAUGUACUUGUUACACACAGCAUCGGAUCUUUCGGUCAUCAAAUAACAUAUUUAACAGGCAUGUGGCCAAGAUCGUUAGCCAUUGGCGAUUUUAAUAACGACACCUAUUUGGAUAUUGUCACGGCUAACGGAUACGACAACACUAUAAGUGUCCUUCUCGGAUACGGCAACGGCUCUUUUUCCAAUCAAACAACAUAUUCAACUGGCUCUUCUCCACGGUCUGUAACUGUUGACGAUUUUAACAACGACACCCUAUUGGAUAUCGUCAUCGUUAAUUCUAAUAGUACCACUGCAAGUGUCUUUCUCGGGUAUGGAAAUGGCUCUUUCGCAAAUCAGACGACAUAUUCAACUGGCUCUAAACCAUGGUCUGUAACUGUUGGCGAUUUUAAUAAUGACACCCGACUGGAUAUCGUCGUCGCCAAUUAUGAUAACAGCACUAUAAGUAUCCUUCUUGGAUAUGGUGGUGGCUCUUUUGCAAAUCAAACGACAUAUUCAACCGGCUCUAAACCAUGGUCUGUGACUGUUGCUGACUUGAACAACGAUUCUCAACUGGAUAUCAUCGUCGCUAAUUAUGGUGACAAUACUGUAAGUGUACUUCUCGGAUAUGGAAAUGGCUCUUUUGCAGAACAAUCGACAUAUAUAACUGGCUCUAACCCACAAUCUGUAGCUAUUGGUGAUUUUAAUAACGAUACCCAACUGGAUAUCGUCGUUGCUAAUUAUGUUGCCAAUACUGCCCAAACUCCGUAG